Messenger RNA from Phascolarctos cinereus (koala), 2050 nucleotides. The record is from RefSeq and is a predicted model, not a curated record. Lineage: Eukaryota; Metazoa; Chordata; Mammalia; Diprotodontia; Phascolarctidae.
AUGGCUCAGCGCUGGACCGGGUUUGGGGAUAGUGACAGAGAUCGUCAAGGGGCGGUGGCUAGGAACAGGGAGUGGGAAGAGUUUUGGGGGGCAGAGGACGACUGGGGAGAACAGGAGAACGAGGACGAGGACGAGGACGAGGAAGAAGAGAGGGAGUACGCUGACGAAGACGAAGACCAGGGGGAGAUAGAGGACGAAGACGAAGAUGGGGAAUGGAGGAACAUGAUCGGGGAGAAGCCUGAGGAAAAUGUGGAGAGGAAGGAGAACGAAGAAGUGGAGGAGGAGGACGAGGAAGACGACUCCCGCCUCCCUCUGGAGGCUCUUCGGAUACUGGACCGGUUGAAGGACAUGGAAUGCCCCUUCCUCAAGGGUUUUUAUAAAAGUAAACUGAAGACAGCCAGACAGUUCCUGUGUACUCCCUCAGUUUACCGUUUGGAUAUUCUGGCAUGGCUAUUUACACGACUGUAUGUUCCACUUCGAGAGUCGUUUGAUACUUGGCAGGAUUCUAAUACUGAAGAGAAAAUAAUAGAGCUGACCAGAAUUGGCCAUGAACUGCUGUUGUGUGGGCCAGAUGAUCAGGAUCUCAUUAAGGGCUGUGCCCAGGAAAAACGGCAGCUCACUUUCAUGAAUGCAUUAAUCGAUCUGAUAGAAAGUCUGAGCAGUGAAUUCGGUGACAAUCUUCCCAGUGAGAACCUGGAAAUCCGUGAGUUGAUAAAGAAAAAGAAGAUGAUGCUAACGAAAUUCUGCAAUCCAGAUCCAUCCCAGGAGACCUCAGACCCCAAGCCUAGCACUUCACUUCCAGCAAGAAAGCCCAGUUGUGAGAAAAAGGAAAACCGUCAUGGAAAGCCGCUGGAGGCAAAGAAGACAAAGGUGGAAGAGCUUUCCGAAAAACUGACUAAGCUCACUGAAAUGCUGCAGGCGCAUAAGGAAGAGGUCCCCACUCGCCAGGACAGCGUCAGCAGACUGUUUCUACCAAAUCGCGCCAGGCGCCCCGUUCAGGCCGGGAAAGCUGUCGAUGAAGUCAGGGAUGUAAAGGCAAAACAGAAGGCCCAUUUGAGUGGAGCCCACCGCAUGGUGACCCUGGGUUCGCAGUCACAGAGUCGCCAAACCAGUGCUAAACCAAACUACACCGAUUGGCAUCCCCGGUUUGGAAAGUGAAUUGGGGAUUUCUCCAUAAUGGGCCAUGACUCCACAAUCUAUCUGGCCCACCAUCCAUUUCUUAGCAGAAACAACAAUAAUAAUAAAAAUAAUAAUAGCUAUCAUUUAUGUAGCACUUCAAGGUUUGCCAAGCACUUCGCCAACCUCAUCUCACUCAGUUCUCUUAACGACUUUGCAAGGGUCAAACUGCUGGUUCCUGGGAGAGUUUCCUAUCAGUUACACCAAGGAAAGGCUCUGGUGUUCACACCUCAAAAUAAAUAAUAGUCAGUCCUCUAGACUAUAAGUUCCAUGAAAGGAGAACUCAUACUCUAAGUGUUCCUUUCCCAUAGAACCUAGCACUCUAUAGAUAUGCUUAUUUUUAUAAAUUUGGCUCAGUUCCCUAUAUGUUUAAGAAAUGACAUCUUUAUCAGAUAAACUUACUGUGAAAAAAAUUUCCCCCAGUUUCUUACUUUCCUUCUAGUUAUGGUUUAUUUAUGCAAAAAACUUUUUAAUGUCAUGCAGUCAAAAUUAUAAGUUUUACCUCCAGUGAUCCUCUCUAUCUUUUACUUCAACACAAACUCUUCCCUUAUCCAUUGAUUGAAUAGAUAAAUUUUUCCAUGCUCCUCUAAUUGGCUUAUGAUGCACCCUCUACAUCAGAAUUGAGUAUCAGUUUGAUUUUUGUCUUGGUAUCAUAGUGUGAGAUGUUGGUCUUUGCCUAGUUUCUACCAAACCAUUUUCUAGUUUGUGCUGGUGUUUUUUGUCAAAUAUUAAGUUCUUGCCUCAAUAGCUUGGAUCUUUGGUUUUAUCAUAUAUUAGGUUGCAAUGCAUUUACUAUUGAGUGUUGUUUACCUAAUCUGAUCUACUGAUCUACCAUGGUAUUUCUUAGGUAGCACCAACUUGUUUUUGAUUCUGG